AGAUAAAUAAUGAACGGUAGUAAACUUUUUAAAUAAAUAGGUGGAUAGGGUUUAUGCGUAAAAGUUUUUAUAGCAGAAGUAUAGAAAAUGGCCGAUAGCGAUGAAAGGACGCCACUUUUUAGAAAUGGAUUUAAUAACGAGGACAGUAAUAAUAGUGAGAAUGUUUCUACAGACAGUUCGUUCAGAAUUCCAAUUUACGGUACCACAUCCGAACAACCAAAUCUAAGAACCGUUCCAAUCGAAGAAAGAAUAAAUUAUACAUGGAGCUCUUUAAAUGUAUUCACAAACGUUGAUACACCUCAAUCCGAAUCUCAUUUAUGUUUUUGUUGUAAAAGAAAUCCUGGAAGUCGGGGACAGAAGAAGCAUUUACUCAAAAAUAUUAGCGGUUUAGCCUAUCCAGGAGAAUUGCUGGCAAUUUUAGGCUCAAGCGGAGCGGGAAAAACCACGCUUCUUAACGCCUUAACUUUUCGUUCGCCAAAAAGCAUUACUGUGACGGGCACACGAUGUGUUAACGGGACACCCGUUAAUUCUAAGGCACUGACAAGUCAAUCUGCUUACGUUCAACAAAAUGAAUUGUUUAUUGGUAGUUUAACUGUGAAAGAACAUUUGAGAUUUCAGGCACUUGUAAGGAUGGACAGGCAUAUUUCCUAUGAGCAAAGAAUGAAAAGAGUUAACGAAGUAAUAACAGAGAUGACUUUGAAUAAAUGUGAAAACACCUGCAUAGGAAUUCCAGGAAGAUUGAAAGGAAUUUCUGGGGGCGAAUUGAAACGGCUCUCGUUUGCUGCAGAAGUAUUAACAAAUCCGUCGCUAAUGUUUUGCGACGAGCCAACAUCAGGGCUUGAUUCAUUUAUGGCUUUAAACGUAGUGCAAAUUUUGAAAAACAUGGCACACGCGGGAAAAACAGUGAUUUGCACCAUACACCAACCAUCUUCUGAGUUGUAUGCCAUGUUUGAUAAGCUUCUUCUGAUGUCCGAAGGACGAAUAGCAUUUUUAGGUACACCUGAAGCGGCUGAUUUAUUUUUCAGAGAAUUAGAAGCACCAUGUCCAAAAAACUACAAUCCUGCAGACUAUUUCAUACAACUCUUGGCUAUAGUACCUGGUAACGAAGAAUCGUGCAGAAAUGCGGUAAAUAUGAUUUGUGAUAAAUUUCAAAGAUCAGAACCUGGAAUACAAGUGGCUUUAGAUUCGACAAUGAAAUCUUCAGAGUUUUUAAGACACCAAGAUGCAGAUGUAUGGAUAAACGGAAGUAAUGGUAACAAAAGUCCGUAUAAAGCUUCUUGGUGCGCCCAAUUUAGAGCUGUAUUAUGGCGAUCGUGGUUGAGUAUUAUUAAGGAACCACUAUUGGUUAAAGUACGACUACUGCAAACAAUUAUGGUCUCCCUCAUCUUAGGUGCUAUCUAUUACGGCCAAGUAAUCGAUCAGGAUGGCGUUAUGAACAUCAACGGAGCAAUUUUCAUAUUUCUGACCAACAUGACUUUUCAAAAUGUGUUUGCCGUAAUAAAUGUAUUUUCAUCAGAACUCCCAAUUUUCCUCAGGGAGCACAAAAACGGAAUGUACAGGACCGAUGUAUAUUUCCUAGGGAAAACUAUAGCGGACAUACCAAUAUUUGUGUUUUUGCCGUUAUUGUUUUUGUCUAUUUGUUAUUAUUUGAUUGGUUUAAAUACCGAAAUGCCUAGAUUUUUUGUUGCUUGUGGGAUUAUUGUCUUGGUAGCAAAUGCGGCGACCAGUUUUGGAUAUUUGAUUUCGUGUGUUUCCUCGACCAUAUCGAUGGCAUUAUCUAUCGGCCCGCCCAUGUUAAUUCCAUUUUUACUGUUUGGGGGUUUCUUUUUAAAUAUUCAGUCGAUUCCCGUAUAUUUUGAAUGGUUGGCAUACUUAUCCUGGUUCAAAUACGGAAACGAAGCCUUGAUGAUCAACCAAUGGGAGAACGUAACCAACAUUCAAUGCCCACGAGGGAAUUCAACUUGCCUAAGAAAUGGUCACGUGGUUUUGGAAAUUUAUAAUUUUAAAGAGGAACAUUUAAUGAUCGAUAUCAUUUCGCUUAUUGGACUUAUUGUGGCCUUUAGAUUUGCAGCUUUUCUCGCAUUGCUAUGGAAAACUUAUAUCGAUGAAGAAUAGAUUUUAAUUAAUAAAAGUUUUUGAG
Ceutorhynchus assimilis (cabbage seed weevil) is the source of this 2140-nucleotide messenger RNA. The record is from the annotation of a GenBank genome assembly. NCBI's taxonomy places the organism in Eukaryota, Metazoa, Arthropoda, Insecta, Coleoptera, Curculionidae.